This is a messenger RNA of Chenopodium quinoa (quinoa), 561 nucleotides long. RefSeq lists its product as uncharacterized. The record is from RefSeq and is a predicted model, not a curated record. The transcript has a single exon. The coding region runs from base 1 to 561 and encodes 186 amino acids. NCBI's taxonomy places the organism in Eukaryota, Viridiplantae, Streptophyta, Magnoliopsida, Caryophyllales, Amaranthaceae.
AUGGCCUCUUUAAAGUCAAAAAGCAAUUUGCCAUGUGUUAUGUUUGGUGAUUUUAAUGAAAUAACUAGCUUGAGUGAAAAGGAUGGUGGUGUUCCUAGAAGUGAGAGGCUCAUGGAUGCAUUUAGAGAUGCUAUCGAUACAUGUUGCUUUCGUGACCUGGGAUUUAAAGGUAGCAUAUACACUUGGGAAAGAGGGAAUUCUAUGUCGACUUAUGUGCGUGAACGGUUGGAUAGGUUCCUUGCUGAUGAUGGAUGGGUGUCUUUAUUUCUAGAUUAUGAAGCUCGAAAUUUCCCUAUUUACAGCUCUGAUCAUACUCCAAUUAUGUUGACUGUUAAGAAGAGAGAUGAUCCCGUUGCACAGGGUAAGAGUUUUCGGUUUGAGCCUCUUUGGCUUUCUCGGGAAGAAUGUGGGGAGAUUGUUGAUAGAAGUUGGCAUAAGAGUCUUGCUGUGGACAUAAAUCAAAAAUUUGCUCGAUGUGGUGAGGAUUUGAGUUCAUGGGCGGGGAAGACUUUUAACUCGAUCAAGAAAAAAAAUAAAAAAGGCCAAACAAAAGCUGCGUGA